AAACAUCAGUCGCAUGGUCUUUGUAACAAGUCGACUGACCACCUUGCAAUCAAUCACCCAAUCGGCACUGAGACGCUCUAGAUCAACACCUGCUAGCACCAUGCUCACUAAGAAAGCCUACAAGACAGGUUCCACUGCCCCCGAACCUCCGAAGAAUGGUGUUAUCCGUCUCAUCAGUAACCGGUUCUGUCCGUACGCACACAGAACAAGGCUCUGCUGGCUGCCAAGGGGAUCGAUUACGAGACCGUCAACGUCUGUUUAGCCAAAAGGCCGGAGUGGUUCUUCUCCAUCAACCCCCUGGCCAAGGUGCCCACCCUGCAGCAUGACGGCAAAGUCGUGUACGAGUCCCUGGUGUGUAACGAGUACGUGGACCGGGUCUUCCCGGGCAGGAAGCUGUUACCGGAGGAGCCUCUGGAGAAGGCACGGAUCGGGAUGCUGCAGGCCAUCUGGGACGCCAAGAGCGGGCCCAAUUUCAUGAAAGUCACCAUGACGAAAGGAGAGGAACGGCAGAAAGCUUUCGAGGUCUUGAAGGAAGGACUGUCCUUCUUCGAGAAGCACCUUGGCACAAGCGAGACACCUUUCUUCGGUGGUGAACAGCCCCGUUUCCUUGACUACAGCAUCUGGCCGUGGUUCGAGCUGAUUGAGCUGUUCCUCACUGACGAUGACGUAAAACUGCAAGAAGCCGAGUUCCCAAGAGUCUUUGCGUGGCAGGCCGCCAUGUUUGAUCGCCCAGAGGUGAAGAUCUGUGCCUGCGAGUUGUCUGUUUGGACCAAAUACGUCGCAAGCGCCCGAGCAGGGAACCCAGAUUCGGACAUUGGUCUAGACGACAGUGACUGAACCUUUACAGGAAAGGAAGGAAGGAAGAACGGAAGGGAUGAAGGAAGAGGGAUGAGGAGAAAGGGGGAGGGAAGGAA
Molecule: messenger RNA, 914 nt
Organism: Branchiostoma floridae (Florida lancelet)
Lineage: Eukaryota; Metazoa; Chordata; Leptocardii; Amphioxiformes; Branchiostomatidae
Product: pyrimidodiazepine synthase-like
Exons: 4
Coding region: 433-837 (134 amino acids)
Biological process (GO): glutathione metabolic process
Cellular component (GO): cytoplasm
Molecular function (GO): glutathione transferase activity; glutathione dehydrogenase (ascorbate) activity
Source: RefSeq, a predicted model, not a curated record